UGGAUGACUGGUGUGAGUGUGUGUGUCGGGGAGAGAGAGAGAGAGAGAGAGACUUUUUUUUCAUUCUGCUCUUUCCUCCUGUUUCCUCUCUCUUUAGGCAAGCAGAGCGGAGUGGGACUGAGUGAGGAGGAGACGUGCGCACACCACAGCCACUCCACAGAGCCAAGGCAGGAGAAGAGUUUGCAAGGAGACAAUAAGAGCAAGAGAACUGCUUUUUGAGGGGGAUACCAAACUCAAAACGAGAAGUACAAGACCCAAACAAACAAAAAGGGAUUUGUCUAUCUAAACUUCUCACAGGAAAUUAUAUUGUUUUUUUUUUUAUAUUGGCUGAAAAUACAUACAUUUUUUUUUUCUCCAAAUUUUAAGCAGGAUUCCUUAGAAGGCGGACAGGAAGAAAUAAGUCAGGCUGGGACGGUGUUGAUAAAGCUAGGCAAAAGGAUGUUUUUUGGCACGCUGGAGAUGUGCGUCUGGGCCGGGAUGCUCUGCGCCCUGCUGACAGCCGGCGCGGGUGCCUGCCCUGCCCUGUGUACCUGCAGCGGCACCACAGUUGACUGCCACGGACUGGGGCUCAGGACCAUGCCGAGGAAUAUCCCACGCAACACCGAGAGGCUGGAGCUGAAUGGGAACAAUCUCACACGCAUCACCAAGAGUGACUUUGCUGGUCUCAAAUACAUCCGAGUUCUGCAGCUGAUGGAGAAUCAGAUUACCGUGAUCGAGCGUGGGGCUUUUGAUGACAUGAAAGAGCUCGAGAGACUGCGCCUGAACCGUAAUCAACUGCAGCACCUUCCAGAGUUGCUCUUUCAGAAGAACCCUGGCCUGUCUCGUCUAGAUCUGAGCGAAAACCUCAUCCAGUCCAUCCCAAGAAAAGCUUUCAGAGGAGCCACAGACAUCAAAAAUCUUCAGCUGGAUAAAAACCACAUCGGCUGCAUCGAGGACGGCGCCUUCAGAGCUUUGCGAGGCUUGGAAGUGCUAACCCUGAACAACAACAACAUCAGCAGCAUCCCCGUUUCCAGCUUCAACCACAUGCCCAAACUGCGAACCUUCCGUCUCCACUCCAACAAUCUCAACUGUGACUGUCAUCUGGCCUGGUUGGCCCAGUGGCUUCGACAGCGGCCUACCAUCGGACUGUUCACUCAGUGCACGGCACCGCCAGAGCUCAAAGGUCUCAAUGUGGCCGAGGUUCAGAAACACGAAUUCAGCUGCUCGGGUUACCAAGAUUCCUCCAGUCCUCAACCUUGCAACACAGGUGGAGGUUCCUGUCCCGCCAUGUGUACCUGCAGCAACAACAUUGUGGACUGCAGAGGGAAAGGUUUGACUGACAUCCCAGCCAACCUGCCGGACAACAUGGCCGAAAUCCGUCUGGAGCAGAAUGGGAUUAAGGCAGUUCCUGCAGGAGCCUUCUCCCCCUACAAGAAGCUGCGCAGGAUAGACCUGAGCAACAACCAGAUCUCGGAGAUCGCUCCAGACGCCUUCCAGGGCCUGCGCUCCCUCAACUCGCUCGUGUUGUAUGGAAAUAAGAUCACCGACCUGCCCAAGGGUGUCUUUGAUGGCCUCUAUGCUCUGCAACUGCUUUUGCUGAACGCCAACAAGAUUCACUGCGUCCGUGCCAACACCUUCCAGGACCUGCAGAACCUCUCGCUGCUGUCGCUCUACGACAACAAGAUCCAAAUUCUGGCCAAGGGCACCUUCGCUUCACUGCGAGCGAUACAGACCCUUCACCUGGCCCAGAAUCCAUUCAUCUGCGACUGUAACUUGAAGUGGCUCGCCGACUACCUGCGCUCCAACCCCAUCGAGACCAGCGGCGCCCGCUGCGCCAGCCCCCGUCGGCUGGCCAACAAACGCAUCGGGCAGAUCAAGAGCAAGAAAUUCCGCUGCUCCGCCAAGGAGCAGUACGUCAUCCCAGGUGCCGAGGACGCCCGGCUGAAUAACGCCUGCAACAGCGAUCCCGUGUGUCCUCCCAAGUGCCGCUGCGAGUCCAACGUGGUGGACUGCUCCAACCUGAAGCUCGCCAAGAUCCCCGAGCACAUCCCGUCAUCCACCACUGAGCUGCGCCUCAACAACAAUGACAUCACCACUCUGGAGGCCACCGGCGCGUUCAAGAGCCUAACCCAGCUCAAGAAAAUCAACCUCAGCAAUAACAAAAUCACGGAGAUUGAGGAUGGCGCGUUCGAGGGUGCCUCGUCCGUCAAUGAGCUUCACCUCACAGCCAAUCAGAUCGACACGGUCCGGAGCGAGAUGUUCCGUGGCCUGGAUGGGCUCCGCAUGCUGAUGCUGAGGAACAACAAGAUCAGCUGCAUCCACAACGACAGCUUCACCGGCCUCCACAACGUGCGUCUGCUGUCUCUCUACGACAACCAGUUGACCACCAUCACCCCUGGAGCUUUCGAUACCCUGCAGACCCUCUCCACCCUAAACCUUCUUGCCAAUUCUUUCAACUGCGACUGUCGCCUGUCCUGGCUGGGAGACUGGCUGAGGAGCAGGAAGAUCGUUACGGGGAAUCCUCGCUGCCAGCGUCCGGCCUUCCUCAAGGAGAUCCCCCUGCAGGAUGUAGCGCUUCCUGAUUUCCGCUGCGAGGAAGGCCACGAGGAGUCAAGUUGUGUGCCCAGACCUCAGUGCCCCAGCGAGUGCACUUGCCUGGAGACGGUUGUUCGCUGCAGUAACAAGCAUCUCCACGUGCUGCCCAAAGGAAUCCCCAGAAAUGUGACCGAACUGUAUCUGGAUGGAAACCAGUUCAGCGUGCUACCAAAGGAUCUGUCCACCUUUAAGUUCCUUCAGCUGGUGGAUCUAAGCAACAACAAGAUAAACUCUCUGACCAACUCAUCUUUUGCCAACAUGAGCCAGCUCACCACCUUAAUCUUGAGCUACAACUCCUUGCGCUGCAUUCCCAAAAUGGCCUUCAGUGGACUGCACUCUCUCCGGCUACUGUCUCUCCAUGGCAACGAAAUCUCCGAGCUUCCUGAUGGCAUCUUCGGUGACGUGGCCUCUCUCUCCCACUUAGCAAUCGGCGCCAACCCGCUGUACUGCGACUGCCGCCUGCGCUGGUUGUCUGACUGGGUCAAGACCGGAUACAAAGAGCCUGGUAUCGCCCGCUGUGCUGGUCCACACGGUCUGGAGGGCAAACUCCUGCUCACCACACCAGCAAAGAAGUUUGAAUGCACGGGUGAGGUGGACACAGCGGUGCUGGCCAAGUGUAACCCGUGUCUGUCCAGCCCGUGUCAGAACCAGGGUGUGUGUCAUAGCGACUUGGUGGACAUCUAUAGGUGCAACUGUGCUCCGGGAUUCAAGGGCAAGAACUGCGAGACUGCUCUAAACGCCUGCGUGAGCAACCCUUGCGCCAACGGAGGUCGAUGCCAAGUGGAUAAGGAGGAUGAGGGUCAGUACAGCUGCACAUGUCCGCUGGGUUUUGAGGGCCCCACCUGCAAGAUCAACAUUGACGACUGCGAGGACAACGACUGCGAGAACGGCGCCACCUGCGUGGACGCAGUCAACAACUACACUUGUUUUUGUCCCCCCUACUACACAGGGGAGAUGUGUGAGGAAAUGGAGGACAUGUGCGCCCCAGGACGAAGCCCCUGCAAACAUCAGUCUACCUGCCUCAUCACCUCCUCUGGGCCCAAGUGCAUGUGCGCUCCUGGUUACGUGGCUGACGACUGCAGUGUGGACUACGACGACUGCCAGGAGCAUCGCUGUCAAAAUGGAGCCCAGUGUGUGGACGAGCUGAACGGGUACACCUGUCAGUGUGAGAAAGGUUAUAGUGGUCAGCUGUGUGAAGUUCCGCCCUCGCCGCUGUCCCUGUGCGAACUUGCUGACUGUCAGAACGGCGCCCCCUGUGUGGAGCGAGGUGGCCGCGCCCUCUGCCAGUGCCCCCCAGAGUUUGGCGGGCCACGCUGCGAGAAGCUGGUCAGCGUCAACUUUGUGGACAGAGACUCCUACCUGCUGCUCUCUGACCUCAAGAACUGGCCGCAAGCCAACAUCACCCUGCAGGUACGCCCCAUCGUGCUUCGCCUUCCACUAAAUUCUCUUCCAAUCCACUCCUUACCUCCCUGCCUGCUAUGUCCGCAGGUUUCCACAGCGGAGGAUAACGGCAUCCUCUUAUACAACGGAGACAAUGAUCACAUUGCAGUGGAGCUGUACCAAGGUCACGUAAAGGUCAGCUACGACCCAGGCAGCCAGCCCAGCCACGCCAUCUACAGUGCUGAGACCAUCAAUGACGGUCAGUUCCACACGGUGGAGUUGGUCACGUUGGACCAGAUGGUGAACCUGUCCAUCGACGGGGGUCUCCCCACCACCAUGGACAGCUUCGGGGCAGUGCGGCCCCUCAACGGAGAGGCUCCACUAUACGUGGGGGGUAGGGGCCCUCUCCAGAACACACCUCCCUCCUCUUCAGGGAUGCCCGUGGGUGUACACCCGGGCGCCUUCCGCCUGUGGCAUAUCCAGAACAGCUCCAGUUUUCACGGAUGCAUCCAAAACCUGUACAUCAACAACGAGCUGCAGGACUUCACCAAGACCCAGAUGAAACCUGGCGUGGUGCCGGGCUGCGAGCCUUGCAGGAAGAUCUACUGCGUGCACGGCAUCUGCCAGCCUGACGGCCUCCAGGGGCCCGUGUGCUACUGCCGGCCAGGCUGGGCCGGACCUCACUGCGAUCUGCCGGCCUCCAACCCCUGUCAAGGCAGCAAAUGCGUCCAUGGCCGAUGCAUCCCGCUGGACAACGAAUCUUACCGCUGCGAUUGUACCGAGGGCUACCGCGGUGCACUGUGCAACCAACAGGGAGAGCUGUUCAACCCCUGCCGCCGGCUGAAUUGCAAACAUGGCCGCUGCCAGAUCUCCGACACGGGAGACGCCUACUGUCACUGCGAAAGUGGCUACACAGGGGAACUCUGUGAUAUAGAGUCGGCGUGCCGGGGCGAGCCCAUGCGGGACUUCUAUCAGGUGCAGCGAGGCUACGCUAUCUGCCAGACAACGCGUACCGUGUCCUGGGUGGAAUGCAACGGCGUGUGCGAGGCAGGCACCUGCUGCGCCAGCCAGCGGAUGAAGCGCCGGAAAUACACGUUUGAGUGCAGCGACGGGACCACUUUCAGCGAGGAGGUGGAGAAGAGCAUCAAGUGCGGCUGUGUGGGCUGCAGUGUCUAGAACAUGAUGGAAAAGAGAGAUUCUAAAGGAAAUAUAUAAAAUCUCUAUCUAUAUAUUGAGAACUUUGAUUCUUGUAAAAUAGGACAUGUACUUUGUGAGCUGCAGUAUUGAGUUGUGACUCAAAAGGCUCCAGAGGCCCCCCGACCCCUGCCCACCCCACCGCAAACAGCAGUGAGGGCAGCGUGACGGGGGCGAAUGAAAGAAGAAAAGAGCUGGGGCAUUGACCAAGUGUCACGUGACAGUUUGUUGUUUAUUUGUCAGGCAACCACACAAACCCACGCACAUGCUCAGAAAAAGAUAUUCGAGUGGCACAUAAGUGCGGAUGCAGUGACUAACUGGGCUCGUUCAGUCCCCCAGCAUGCAUUACCCUUUCCUUCCAGCAGGAGGCGAUCUAGCGUCUCCUCCUCGUGACACCUUGCAGUAUUCAACACGAGGAGCAAUAAGUUGGCUGAUUAAAAACCACAUAAAACUUUGUAAUUGAUUGAUUAGAUUUUUUUCCCUGUUGUAUCGUGCUCUUUUCUCAUUUUUUAUUUGUAUUUUAUUUCACCGUGUAACCUUCAAAAAGGAAACCUCCCCGUUUAUAUAGAAAUGCCUAACAGAUUCUAAUAUAUAUAUACAUAUAUAUAUAUUUGUAUUUCUUUUUUUGUGGGGGUGGGGGGUGGGUAUAGUAUUUUUCUAUGUUAAGUGGAAGGUUGGUGGUAAAGGGUGCUGGCUUGGUCUUUUUGUUUUUAAUAAUUUGUCCACCAUUUAAUGGCAAGUAGUAAUGGGCCACAAACUUGGAUUUUAAAAAAAAUUGAAUAUCGUGGGAAAGUUUAUUUCAGUAGUUCAAAUCAAAAGGUGAAACACGAUCAAACAUGUGAAAAUGUUUUUCAAAAGCCAGUUCUUACCUAAUUGGUAUUGUUUAAAAAAAAGCAUUUUUGACUGUUUCAUACGUAAUAGUUGAAGUCCUUGGAGAAGGAGUUUUGUCAGCUUUAAUCAUUCAAAUUAUGUGAAAUUAAAUCGUGAAAUCCUGUAUUUCACUGUAUGUAGUGAAUCGAGCCGCUGUUUCACUUUUUGAAUUGAACCACAGAUGUAAGUGGAGUUUUCUAAAAGAUUCAAGUGUUUUUCGAUGCAUCUAUAUACGUAUAGGAGCCACUGCUGGUCUGCUCUGGAACUCUGUCGUUAAAUAUUGUAUAUGUUGUCUUCCAUGUGAAUAUUACAUCCCGUUCAUGAGCGCAUCGGCCUGUUUUCGCUCCUCUUAUAAUUUAUUUUUUUUGUACGGCCAUGCAUUAUGUGUGCAUUGCAGUUUUCCUGAUAUUUACAAAAACAUUCAAAAGAAAACAAAAAUGAAUUCAAAAACUGCGUUAAAAAAAACUAUGAAGCUAAAGUUCAACGUACAUCAUAAGCUGCUGUCAAGCAUGAGUCGUGUUGGGAAAAUAACACAACCAUGCAACCGCUAUGACACAUAAAAGGUUAGGACAUUUUCUAGUUGAUAUUUAAAAAAAAGAAAUCUUGAGGUGCCAAUUCGUUGAGCACAUAGCUGAAUGUAUAAAUGUGUACAGAUAAUAAAUAUGCUUUUUUCCUGAAGUGGUAACGUUUAGCUGUUCUUUAGUUUAGAAUGGAUCACAUACUGUUCUGAUAUUGGGAAUUCUGGUAAUUAUGUAACCGUAUAGAUGCUCACCGUCCUCCUUAGAGGCCGCGGGCCUCAUAAAGGCGCACCUUUCGUGGAAUGUGACUUUUUGUUGGCUUCUGUCGGUUCACGUCUCCUUGGUGUGCAAGUACAACUUCCUGGUAGACAUCUUCGUGGUGCUUGUGCUAUAUUGAGAUGUACUGUAUCUCAAAUCAGUGAGACUCUCCAUCUUAUGAGCUAUGAUAUACAUAACGAUGUUCAUAUAAACCACACAAUGUUGUAAAAAGAUGUUGCUUCUCUGUCAAAGGACUUGAUGGUGGGAUUGAAGCGAAAUACGCCCCGAAAUUAUUCUGAAUGUAUGUAAUGCCACCGACAAAAUGUUUACCAAACCUCCACUCUUUUCUUUCAUUAAACUUCUAUGUGUGUGCUUUUAACAA
Hippocampus zosterae (dwarf seahorse) is the source of this 7176-nucleotide messenger RNA. RefSeq names its product slit homolog 1a (Drosophila) (gene slit1a). The coding region runs from base 439 to 5130 and encodes 1563 amino acids. Gene Ontology annotation, biological process: axon guidance; negative chemotaxis. Gene Ontology annotation, molecular function: heparin binding; Roundabout binding; calcium ion binding. The record is from RefSeq and is a predicted model, not a curated record. NCBI's taxonomy places the organism in Eukaryota, Metazoa, Chordata, Actinopteri, Syngnathiformes, Syngnathidae. The transcript has 36 exons.